GGGGCGCACCUACCGCCCCUUCCCCGUUGGUCUGUCCCACUCCGGGCCUGGCGGGCUAGGUUGAGUUAGCGGCUCGGACCAUUGCUCACGGCGGGCGGAGGGGGGUGCGGGCGAGGAGGAAGGAGACGACGAAGGAGGCGGAGGGGGGGGGCGGGGGGCGGUUUAAAGAGACAGGAGCCGGGCGGGCGGCCGGCUGGGGGAGCGGGAGCGGCGGCGGGCGGAGACUCGCCCCUUCCCCACACACGCUCGCUCACACCGCGGCCAGGGUCGCCGCCGCCAGCGCCCCCCCCCCUACCCCCCCGCUCCCUUUCCCCUUCGCCCGGCGCUUCCACAGCGGCCUCUAUGAGGUAGAAGGGAGCGGCGGCCACUCCGGGGGCGGCAGCGGCCGCUCCAGCCGCCUCCUCCUCCUCCUUCUCUUCCUCGCCUCAGAGAGCCCCAUCUUUGUGUGUGAGGGAGAGGGCGGGCGGGAGGGAGUGCGCGCUGCCCGCCCGCUGCCGCCGCGCUUUGUUCGGAGCCGGGGGGCCGUGGCGGCGCGGAGCCCCGGCUCUAUGUGCCAGCCGCUGCCCGCGCCCCCACAGCAGCCCGCGGGGGCGGCGGAGGCCGCGCGGCAGGCGGCGGCCUGAGGGGCCGGAGCCCCUGAGGGCGGGCGCGCGGCCGCCCCGGCCCGUGCCCGCGCCCGCGGCCGUGCGGUUGGUGCGGAGCGGGGGAAGGGGCCGGCUCGCUGCCCGCCGGCCCGGCCCGUCUGCGGGCGGAUUGAUGUGGGGGGGUCUGACAUGAGUCCGCCGGCGGCCGGGUGCUGCCAUGUGACCGGCUUCAAGGUGGAGAACUGGAAGCAGAACCUGCGGGCGAUUUACCAGUGCUUCGUGUGGAGCGGCUCGGCCGAGACCAGGAAGCGCAAGGCAAAGUCGUGCAUUUGUCAUAUGUGUGGUGCCCACCUGAACAGACUCCACUCUUGCCUCUACUGUGUCUUCUUUGGCUGUUUUACAAAGAAACAUAUUCACGAGCACGCAAAGACAAAGCGACACAAUUUAGCCAUAGACCUUUUGUAUGGGGGUAUAUACUGCUUUAUGUGUCAAGAUUACAUAUACGACAAAGACAUGGAACAAAUUGCCAAAGAAGAACAACGAAAAGCUUGGAAAUUACAAGGCAUUGGAGAGAAGUAUUCAACAUGGGAGCCAACCAAACGAGAGUUAGAAUUGCUACGACACAACCCCAAGCGGAGAAAAAUAACCACAAACUGCACCAUAGGUCUACGAGGGCUAAUCAAUCUUGGGAACACAUGUUUUAUGAACUGUAUUGUCCAGGCACUUACCCACACUCCACUGCUGCGAGAUUUCUUCCUCUCCGACAGGCACAAAUGUGAAAUGCAAAGCCCCAGCUCAUGUCUGGUCUGUGAAAUGUCUACGCUUUUUCAGGAGUUUUACUCUGGGCACCGAUCUCCUCACAUUCCAUAUAGGUUAUUGCACCUGGUAUGGACUCAUGCACGGCAUUUAGCAGGGUACGAGCAACAAGAUGCACACGAGUUCCUCAUUGCUGCAUUAGAUGUGCUACACAGACACUGCAAAGGUGAUGAUAAUGGGAAGAAGGCCAACAACCCCAACCACUGUAACUGCAUCAUAGACCAAAUCUUCACAGGCGGACUGCAGUCUGAUGUUACCUGUCAGGUCUGCCAUGGCGUUUCCACAACGAUAGACCCAUUUUGGGACAUCAGUUUGGAUUUGCCAGGCUCCUCCACCCCGUUCUGGCCGCUGAGUCCAGGGAGUGAUGGCAGUGUCGUAAAUGGGGAAAGCCAUGUAUCAGGCACCACCACUCUCACAGACUGCUUGCGAAGGUUUACAAGGCCAGAACAUCUAGGAAGCAGUGCCAAAAUCAAAUGUAGUGGUUGCCAUAGCUACCAGGAAUCUACCAAACAACUCACUAUGAAGAAGUUACCCAUCGUGGCCUGUUUUCAUCUCAAACGGUUUGAACACUCAGCCAAACUGAGGCGAAAGAUCACUACGUAUGUCUCGUUUCCGCUGGAGCUGGAUAUGACACCAUUCAUGGCUUCCAGUAAAGAGAGCAGAAUGAACGGGCAAUACCAGCAGCCGACGGAUAGUCUAAACAAUGAUAAUAAGUAUUCCUUGUUUGCAGUAGUUAAUCACCAGGGAACCUUGGAGAGCGGGCACUAUACCAGCUUCAUCCGGCAGCACAAGGACCAGUGGUUCAAGUGUGAUGAUGCCAUUAUCACCAAGGCUAGCAUUAAGGAUGUGCUAGACAGUGAAGGAUAUUUGCUGUUCUAUCACAAACAGUUCCUGGAGUAUGAAUAGCCUUAUCCAGCAGCUUGGCAGAUACAAACAAGGAAGAAAAUAAGCAAGCCUUCUGAAUCGACACACAAACCUACCUGAAAUAAAAAGACCCAUUAAAAACCAACUAGCACUGAGCUGUAACAGGACCUACUUGACACUGACUGAAAGCCUGGCGGAGUAAGGAAUGAACAAUGUUCAACGUGUAUGCAGUCCUGCAAGGACAGAAAGGGGGGAAAAAAAGAGGCUACAGUCAGUCACUUAACAGAGGAAAUAUAAAACGAAAGGAAUGCUCGGGGUGGGGGAAAUGGGAGCAGAGGAGUCCGGGCACUGGUACAUCUCCUAUGUUCCUCCAACAUGUGUGUGGGAAGGCAAAGGGUUCUACCCUCAUCUCCAUAAAGCAUCUUCUCCAUUUGGUGCUUCAGCUCCAACGACCAAUCAUAUAACAGUUAAAAGUUAAAUCCAAGCCCAUUUUUUAUGCAUAUGGGUCUGAAAGCAGUAGAGUGGAGGAGGAGGGGAUGACACAACUAAAGGACUUUGCAAGUAUCUUUUUAUUUGUGAAUUUUAGUUAUUAAAUAAAUACAGUAUGAAACUA
Messenger RNA from Strigops habroptila (Kakapo), 2877 nucleotides. Its product is annotated as ubiquitin carboxyl-terminal hydrolase 22-A. The coding region runs from base 774 to 2306 and encodes 510 amino acids. The transcript is spliced from 13 exons. The record is from RefSeq and is a predicted model, not a curated record. Gene Ontology annotation, molecular function: cysteine-type deubiquitinase activity; zinc ion binding. NCBI's taxonomy places the organism in Eukaryota, Metazoa, Chordata, Aves, Psittaciformes, Psittacidae. Gene Ontology annotation, biological process: protein deubiquitination.